AUAGAGUAAUAUAAAUUUUUAAUGGGUCAAAAUGAUUAAAUUAAAUAAAUAAUAAAGUUAGUUUAAUAUUUAAAAUAGUGAGUAAAUAAAAUCGGAAUUAUAAGGAAUGAUCUAAGAAUAUUGUGAGGAAGGAAUUAUUAGUAAGAAAAGUUUAUGGAAGAUUCUAGAAAGGGAAAUCAAAAAUUUAAAGGACCAAAUAUUUAUUUAUUAGAAAAAGUCAACCUCCUUGCUACCGUUGAAAGUAAAGAAAAGGAAAGAUUUCGAAUAAAUGAAAGAAGAAAAGUAAAAACAAAAAAAAACUGUGUAAAAGGUAUUUUAUAUAAAUAAAAAUGUAUAAAAACAAAAACAAUAGUAUAAAUGAUAUUCUUUCGAAAAAAUACAGUAAAUUAUGUAAAUUCCUCUUUAAUAAAAGGAAAAUUACCUGCCCUGUUUAUGUACUUUACUUCUUACCAUCCUUGCAAUUUCGUCUUACUUUCCAUGUCGCGUGUGAUGUAUUACUAUGUUUCCAAGUCCACAUUGCAAAUACAGAGAGAUAGUUGGCUUUUUAUAUGCUUCGAAGCAGAGAAAAAUAGCAAGUCUUUUUAUCAAACUUAAUAUCACCAUUUUCAUCUCUUGUCCCUCUUCUUCAGUUCUUUUUAUCAUUAAUUAAGUCGGAUCUCAUUUCUCUUUAAUAGAACUCACACCCUUUUCAUUCACAUGGCGACAACCUUUCUGCUAGAUGAGGCUGCUCCAUUCUUUCGGAAAGAUGAGAAGGAAGACAUAAUAGCGUCGCUGCUAUCAGUUGAUGAUGCUACUCUUGAUACCGAUCCUCCGAAAGUGAUUUGCAUAUUUGGAAUGGGCGGUCUGGGUAAGACAACCCUUGCUAAAUCUGUUUAUAAUCAUAGGGAAGUUCAAGAAUGCUUUGAUGUCAAGGCAUGGAUUAGCGUUCGCGAGGAGUUCGAUGUUUUCAGAAUACUAAAACAGAUCCUUGAGGUCACUGCAGGAACUAGCGAGCACAAUAGUACUCGUGAUCAUCAGAAUAUAUUACUUGAACUAAAAGAAAAAUUGGAAGAGAAAAAGUAUUUGAUUGUUUUAGAUGAUGUUUGGAAUGACAAUAAAGCUGACUGGGACUCGUUAUUGGGGCAUUUAAAGACCGCACGGACUUCACAGGGAAGUAGGAUUAUCAUCACAACACGGAACGAAACUGUAGCAUUUGCUGCAGGCGCUGUUCGAUCUCUUCUUUUAAGAUUUCUAAGAAAUGAGGAAUGCUGGUCUUUGUUUACUCAUUUGGCAAUGAUGAUUCCACUGAACAUCAUCGGGACAUAGAAAUAAUUGGUAAAGAAAUAGCGAAGAAAUGUAAAGGUCUACCUAUAGCUGCAAAGAUGCUUGGAAGUCUUUGCCACUUCAAAAAAGAUGUUGAGGAAUGGAAGAACAUAUCCAAGAGUAUGGAUGAUAAUUUGGAUUUUGACAUUCUUCCAGCUGUAAAAUUAAGUUAUGAUAAUCUUCCCUCCCACCUAAAAGCAUGUUUUGCCUAUUUUGCAAAAUUUCCUCGAGAUUAUGAAUUUGCAAAUGAGAAUUUAGUUCAUUCAUGGAUUGAAGAAGGUCUAAUACAAUCUGAAGAAGAAAAUAGGACAAAGGAAGAAGUUGCUGGCGAAUACUUUCAAGAUCUUGUGUCAAGAUCCUUUUUUAUCCAAUCAAGCAAGAAUACAUCAUGCUUUGUUAUGCACGAGCUCAUGCAUGAUUUAGCUAUGUAUGUCUCCAAAGAAUUUUUUCAAGACUCAACUGUUCAAAGAGACUCCGAGGUUGCUAUUGAUUGGGGAAUCACACUCGUAAAUGUCAGCCUUGAGAUUUUGCUGGUGACUUUCGACCAAAUUGCUUCACCGAAAAAGCCUCACUGUGCCCUGAUCGCCUUGGUUUUGUCUUUGGCAGCUAUGUUUGUUUGUAUAACUGAACUCGUUCACAAGGGACGAAAGCAUAAUAUUACUCUGCAGAGGCAAGGCUUUGGAUGUUCGCUUCACUGUCCAUCUUCAAGUGAUAAUCCAUAUACCUAUAUUGAUGCUUUCAUCUUGGCAAGUGCGGUUGCUCAAUUGAUUUUCUCAAGUAUAGCAUUUAGCUUUCUACAUAGAGGUGCAGAGAAUCCAAUCAAAGUGUCCUUUGCUUCUAUCAUUUUCAUCAUCUGUAUGACCUCUUCCAAAUUUGUCAGGGCACCGGACUUCACCGGCCUUCCAAUUACAAGGGAAAAUUAAAGGCGUUCCAUCUUAAAAUGUUGUUCUCUUUAGAUGAUAAGAUAAACAUUGUACAUAGGGUCCUCUGAAGUUGAAAUUGCUGAUAGAAAUGGUAAUAGAUAUUCAGGAGUA
Ricinus communis (castor bean) is the source of this 2336-nucleotide messenger RNA. RefSeq names its product putative disease resistance RPP13-like protein 1. Bases 697 to 1305 code for a protein of 202 amino acids. Gene Ontology annotation, biological process: defense response to other organism. The record is from RefSeq and is a predicted model, not a curated record. NCBI's taxonomy places the organism in Eukaryota, Viridiplantae, Streptophyta, Magnoliopsida, Malpighiales, Euphorbiaceae. Gene Ontology annotation, molecular function: ADP binding. The transcript is spliced from 2 exons.